AUGGCACCCUCAGAACAGGAUUCGGUUGAUGAACAGGAUCCUCACAAUGCCAAGGACGAGAAAAAGCCAAAAAGUCGGAGACCAGCAAACACGGCAUUCCGGCAACAACGUUUGAAAGCCUGGCAGCCUAUCUUAACUCCAAAAACCGUUCUUCCCCUUUUUUUCAUCGUUGGAGUGAUAUUUGCCCCGAUCGGAGGGCUACUGAUAUGGGCUAGUUCUAUAGUCCAAGAAGUUGUGAUCGAUUACACGGAUUGCGCUUCUAUGGCUCCCAUUGGCCAACCAAGCAGCAUUAGUCCAGCCAAAUAUCACUCGUCAUUCCGUUCCCGAGAAAUUAAUACGCCAACUUGGAAGCGACAAGAUGGCGUCAAUAGAACUAUACCGGGCGGUUUAUACUUGCCCACAACUGUCUGCUCCAUAUUUUUUGAGAUUCCAAACGACCUGGGGCCAUCGGUAUUCCUUUAUUACCGCCUCACCAACUUCUACCAAAACCACCGGCGAUAUGUGAAAUCUUUAGACCUGGACCAGCUCAAGGGCAAAGCUCUCUCGAAUAGCACAAUAAGUGGGAGUCCCUGUGACCCGCUCCGGAUUGACCCGGAAACCAAGAAGGCAUAUUAUCCCUGUGGCCUCAUUGCGAAUUCUCUUUUCAACGACAGCUUUUCGUCACCUGUUCUUGUUGGUAUUUCAGAUAAUCAAUUUUAUAAUAUGACCAAUAAGGGAAUUUCGUGGAGCAGCGACAAAGAAUUAUAUAAGAAGACAGAAUACAAGCCGGAUCAGAUUUGGCCUCCUCCUAACUGGCGGGAACGAUACCCUUUCGGCUACACCGAGAGUGCCCCUCCUCCGGAUUUGCAUGAGGAUGAAGAAUUUCAGGUAUGGAUGAGAACUGCAGGUUUGCCUACCUUCAGCAAGCUGGCUAGGAGAAAUGACCAUGAUAUCAUGCGUGCUGGUAAUUAUCGAAUUGACAUUGAUGAUUAUUUCCCAGUGAACGUCUACGGAGGAACGAAGUCCAUCGUGAUAUCCACAAAUACUGUGAUGGGCGGUAGAAACCCAUUUAUGGGUAUUGCAUAUGUAGUAGUUGGUGGAAUUUGCAUCAUCCUCGGCGCCUUGUUCACUGUGGCGCAUUUGAUCAAGCCACGGAAACUUGGUGAUCACACCUAUCUGACGUGGAAUAACGAGCAGUCAAGCACGGCCACUGCAACUGGGAGAGCCACCUGGUUGGGUAGCAGGGCGUGA
Messenger RNA from Paracoccidioides brasiliensis Pb18, 1230 nucleotides. RefSeq lists its product as uncharacterized. The transcript is spliced from 6 exons. Bases 1 to 1230 code for a protein of 409 amino acids. Gene Ontology annotation, cellular component: Golgi apparatus; endoplasmic reticulum; plasma membrane. The record is from RefSeq and is a predicted model, not a curated record.